GGGCUUCUCUCCAACAAUAAUGGCCCUGGCUGUUGCCAUCUGCUGAGCCCCGCCAGGCCCCAGCAGGGGAGGCGGGGGAGGAACCAACUUUCUCCAUUCUGGCCUGGGACCCUCACCACUUCCCUCCGGUUUCCUUCCAUUUCCAGCCCUGUCUGCACACAACUGUAGCCACUGACCACCAGCCUGGCCAUGUCUGGCAGAUCUGUCUGACAACUAUGCCUGCCACCCCCACAGGCUCAGAGAGGGGGAAAGGAAGGUGGGAAGAGAAGCAGGGGCCAAGGAAGAGGGGAGAGGAGGGCUUGGAGAGGAAGAGAGAGAGACUGGACAAACAUGAGGGCAGGAAUCAGGGGGUUGUGGACAGACAUGAAACCACUCUCAAACCAUGGGGCAGCUCCUAGAAAAAUAUUGUCUUCCUGCCCUCUGUCUGGUUUAGGGCUGGGGAGUUAGAUGUUUGUCAUUUCUGUGGAACAUGGAGCCAGAAGGCUGGGGACACCCUCUCUGCCUCUCUGAAGCAGCUUAGGGAGAGCCCAGGUACCCUAAGUGAAAGGUUAUUUCUCCCCUCAGGGCCCAGUCUGUUUCUCUGGGGAGAGGGUGUGACUCUACUUAUGCCUAUGGGGCUAAUUGUUAAUCAGUGUCUAUUGCUAAUUGUUAAUCAGUGUCUAUAGCUUCUGGAGGGGACAGGCCUCUGGGUAGUUUGGGGUGAGGUGGGCAGCCUGGACUGGAUUUUCUCUCUUCAGAGAGAGAAUCACUAGCCUUCAAAUCGUCCUCUGGCACUGGGUGCUGCUGUAGGGGCAGUGAGUGACCCCCACCCCACCCCAUUUACUGCCCAACAAAAACGAGAGUCCUUCCUGGUCCCUUGGAGGUACAUGACAGACCACCUCCUCAGCACGCCCACCCGCUUCCUCCUCAGCUAGUGGAGGAUGUAGCGCUCUUUGAGGCUUCCGCCUCUGAGGAGUACCUUCUGGCUGGGACAAUGGGAUUCACUCAGGAUGCAAGUCUGUUCCUGGCUGUUUCUCUUCCUAUUCCCAACUGUGCCUCAGUUUUCCAAAGUGCUGGAUUUAGAAAGGGUGACUCAUGAGGAGGCUACAGGGCUGUGCCUCUACGCCCUCUUCACACACACACCGCCGGCCACACAUGCCUUCCAAGUCAGAGUUGUGGGUGGUGUAGCGCUUGUGUGUCUGUGGCCAGGUUUGUAUGUGUCAGAGGUGGGAAGCCCACCAUGCAGGUCACAGAACGGUUAAGUUGGAGGGAUCCCAACAGGAAAUGCGGUUGGGGGGCUGGGGAGGGGGACAGAGGCAGUGUUGAAGUAAAAGAAAAGGAGGGGGUCUGAAGGAAGAAGGUGGCAUUGAAAGGAGGGCGCUGGAAAAAUAGGCGCAGUGUGAAGGAAGUGGAGUGGGCGGGGUUUGGGAAGGAUAACGGAACAUCUGAGAUGGAGUGUGGAUAGGGGACGUCCGGGCCUGUCUGAGCAGAGGGUUUGUGGACGCGAGAGUCCCGAGACGCAUUCUGUAUCAGUGUACCAGAGGGAGAGAGCUAUCAACCAGGCAAAGCUGAGAACACCAUCGCCAUGACAACCAGUCACCAGCCUCAGGACAGAUACAAAGCUGUCUGGCUUAUCUUCUUCAUGCUGGGUCUGGGGACGCUGCUCCCUUGGAAUUUUUUCAUGACGGCCACUCAGUAUUUCACAAACCGCCUGGACAUGUCCCAGAAUGUGUCCUUGGUCACUGCCAGACUGAGCAAAGACAUCCAGGCCUCGGCUGCCCCCACAACAGCCUCGCCAGCCCGGAACUCCCUCAGUGCCCUCUUCAACAAUGUCAUGACCAUAUGUGCCAUGCUGCCCCUGCUGCUCUUCACCUGCCUCAACUCCUUCCUACAUCAGAGGAUCCCCCAGUCGGUGCGGAUCCUGGGCAGCCUGGUGGCCAUCCUGCUGGUGUUCCUGAUCACUGCCAUCCUGGUGAAGGUGCAGAUGGAUGCGCUGCCAUUCUUCAUCGUCACCAUGGUCAAGAUCAUGCUCAUUAACUCAUUUGGUGCCAUCCUGCAGGGCAGCCUGUUCGGACUGGCUGGCCUCCUGCCUGCCAGCUACACGGCCCCCAUCAUGAGUGGCCAGGGCCUAGCAGGCUUCUUCGCCUCGGUGGCCAUGAUCUGCGCCAUUGCCAGUGGCUCGGAGCUGUCAGAAAGUGCCUUCGGCUACUUUAUCACAGCCUGUGUCGUUAUCAUUUUGACCAUCAUCUGUUACCUGGGCCUGCCCCGGCUGGAAUUCUACCGCUACUACCAGCAGCUCAAGCUCGAAGGGCCUGGGGAGCAGGAAACCAAGCUGGACCUCAUUAGCAAAGGUUCUUCCACAACCUGCCACCCCCCGGGAGAGGAGCCAAGAACAGGCAAAGAGGAGUCCGGGGUUUCAGCCUCCAACACUGGGCCCACCAACAAUAGCCACUGUAUCAGAGCCAUCCUCAAAAAUAUCUCAGUCCUGGCCUUCUCUGUCUGCUUCAUCUUCACUAUCACCAUUGGGAUGUUUCCCGCUGUGACUGUUGAGGUCAAGUCCAGCAUCGCGGGCACCAGCGCCUGGGAAAACUACUUCAUUCCUGUGUCCUGCUUCUUGACUUUCAAUAUCUUUGACUGGCUGGGCCGGAGCCUCACCACUGUAUUCAUGUGGCCUGGGAAGGACAGCCGUUGGCUGCCAGGCCUGGUGCUGGCCCGGGUGGUGUUCGUGCCCCUGCUGCUGCUGUGCAACGUCCAGCCCCGCCACUACCUCGCUGUGGUCUUUGAGCACGACGCCUGGUUCAUCUUUUUCAUGGCCGCCUUUGCCUUCUCCAAUGGCUACCUCGCCAGCCUCUGCAUGUGCUUUGGGCCCAAGAAAGUGAAGCCAGCUGAGGCAGAGACAGCAGGAACUAUCAUGGCCUUCUUUCUCUGUUUGGGCCUGGCGCUGGGGGCUGUCGUCUCCUUCUUGUUCCGGAAGAUUGUGUGACCAGGGAUGGACAGAAGGACUGCACUGCCUGCCUGCCUCCUCCCCCUUCUUUCUCCUGCCGCGCAUGGGCAGGGGUGGUCUGGAGGUUUUCUUUCUCAUGGCCUGUGCUGGGCCUGGAUGUCCAGGCCCUGGAGAGGCAGCCUCUGCGGAUGGACAGUGGGGACAUUGUAGGCUCGAGGGUCAGAGUCAAGGGAGGGGCACAGUGCAUCUGCUUGGGUUUCUCCACACUUGGCUCUGAUCCCUGCUUGAGCGGGGCAGCAGAGGUUCUUGGGCUGAGAGAGACAGAGAGAGUGAGUGAGUGAGUGUGUGUGUGUGUGUGUGUGUGUCUGUCUGUCUGUCUGUCUGCUGCUUGUACCAGGGGUGACUAGGGGUCAGGACUGACCGUUGUGUGGUCUGAUCUGGUGUUUCCCCUCUCCCCUUUCUCCCCACGUGCCUCCUUCCCCCACCCCCUCCCUACCCCCGUUCUCUUCAUGUGCCCCUCCCAGCUCCCCCUGCCCAGUUCCUACCCAUCAUGCACCCUGUACAGUUGCUAUUUUACUGCCUUUUUUUUAUAUUUGACAGAAACCAGGUGCCUUCAGAGGCUCUCUAAUUAAAUGCUUUUUUUUUUC
Messenger RNA from Microcebus murinus (gray mouse lemur), 3570 nucleotides. Lineage: Eukaryota; Metazoa; Chordata; Mammalia; Primates; Cheirogaleidae. The record is from RefSeq and is a predicted model, not a curated record.